AUGACGGUAUUAACGCUGCACGUGUUACGUUGCCGUGGUUUAAAUAAAUUAGCCAAUCCGCUGAAAUUAACAGUAACCGGUAGUCUUAUUAAAUCACGAUCGUGUUCUGUGUUUGAAAAAUACGCAAAAAAAAUGUCAUAUACAACUAUCGAAAGGGGUGCACUAAAUAGCACUGAUUAUAGAAUUUAUUUCAGAAAUGAUGUUGGCCCAAUUUCACCCAUGCAUGACAUUCCACUUUAUGCUGAUGAAAGUAAUAAAAUAUUAAAUAUGGUUGUUGAAAUACCAAGAUGGACAAAUGCAAAGAUGGAGAUUAAUCUUAAAGAAACUUUAAAUCCUAUUAAACAAGAUGUUAAAAAAGGCAAAUUAAGAUAUGUUGCUAAUUGUUUUCCUCAUCAUGGAUAUAUAUGGAAUUAUGGUGCAUUGCCACAGACAUGGGAAAAUCCUGAAGUUUUAGAUGAAGCCACUGGAUGCAAAGGAGACAAUGAUCCCAUUGAUGUCCUUGAAAUAGGAUACAAGGUUGCAAAAAGAGGAGAAAUCUUAAAAGUAAAAGUUUUAGGUUGUGUUGCACUCAUUGAUGAAGGUGAAACUGAUUGGAAGAUUAUUGUUAUUGAUGUCAAUGAUCCCUUGGCAGAACAAAUGAAUGAUGUAUCUGACAUUGAAAAACAUUAUCCAGGAUUAAUGAAAGCUACUAUUGAAUGGUUCAAGAUUUAUAAAAUACCAGAUGGUAAACCAGAGAAUCAAUUUGCAUUCAAUGGUGAAGCAAAAUCGAGAGAUUUUGCUUUACAUAUUGUGGAAGAAGUACAUCAGCAUUGGCAAAAUCUUAUUAAACGAGAAGCUCCUGCAGGAGGAAUUGCAUGUACUAACACAACUAUAUCAGGCAGUCCAUUUAAAACUACUAUAGAAACUGCUGAAGAAGUAUUGGAAAAAGCUGCAGAACUAUCAGAACCUCAAUCAGUAGAUCCUAUUGUCAAUAAAUGGCAUUACGUGCAUCUUAAAUGAGAAUAAAGGGAUAUUCUCAUAUCAAUGCAUCCUUUGAUGUGUGCACACACUUGCUUGUUUUUAGGGCACAUAAUGGAAUACUGCUGCAUAAAUUUUAAUACAUUUAAUAGUUAUAGAUUAUAUUUAAAUGAUAUAGCAUGUGCUUGCAGUACCGAAACAAGCAAUACUUAUUCAAUUAUUAAAACUAAACUUUAUGUAUCUUAUUAUUAUUUAUUAUUUUAAUAUAUUUAUAACUAUCGAAUUGGAAAGUAUGUACAAAGUUUUCUAAGUAUUUUUUAACUAUGUAUCAAAUUAUCUUGUUACUGUACUGUACGUACAUGAACACAAAUAAUAAUAUAUAAUAGAAAUUACAUAUACUCUUAUAAGGUUGUGAUGCAGCUUUCCAUCAGUAUCCAAGAAUAGAAUAUUCUAGAUAAAUAGAUUUAUUUUUAUUUUCCUUACAUUAUAGAUAUAAUGUAACAAUAAAUUAGUUUGUAAUUUCAUUAAAGAUUUUAAAUCCU
Messenger RNA from Apis dorsata (giant honeybee), 1499 nucleotides. RefSeq names its product inorganic pyrophosphatase (gene Nurf-38). The transcript is spliced from 8 exons. Gene Ontology annotation, biological process: phosphate-containing compound metabolic process. Gene Ontology annotation, cellular component: cytoplasm. The record is from RefSeq and is a predicted model, not a curated record. NCBI's taxonomy places the organism in Eukaryota, Metazoa, Arthropoda, Insecta, Hymenoptera, Apidae. Gene Ontology annotation, molecular function: inorganic diphosphate phosphatase activity; magnesium ion binding. Bases 1 to 999 code for a protein of 332 amino acids.